Thunnus maccoyii (southern bluefin tuna) is the source of this 1292-nucleotide messenger RNA. RefSeq names its product leucine rich repeat containing 57 (gene lrrc57). The record is from RefSeq and is a predicted model, not a curated record. Bases 453 to 1169 code for a protein of 238 amino acids. Gene Ontology annotation, molecular function: protein binding. NCBI's taxonomy places the organism in Eukaryota, Metazoa, Chordata, Actinopteri, Scombriformes, Scombridae. The transcript is spliced from 6 exons.
UGACGUCUCUCGCUCCUGUGUUCCUAUUGGCUGACGCAGCGGGGUCCCGGCGGCUGCUCUUCAGCUUCAAACUUCUACUUUAACUUUCUGAUGUUUUUACACUUGUCAUCAGACGCAGUUUUAAAGGUUUCUGGAAGUUAAAGGCGCCGUUUUAACAUCCCUAUGCUGUGACGGAUUCACCAGCUGAUCUUAUUAACUCCACAGAAGAAGAAGGAGCAGCUGAUCUCAUUAACACUAUAGAAGAAGAAGGAGCAGCCUGAUCUCAUAACACUGCAGAAGAAGAAGGAGCAGCUGAUCCUGACCACUUCCUGUUUGGAUAUGAAUCACUGAGCUUUAUGUCAGGUGGAUUUAUUCUGCUGCAGGUUAACAGAGAGGAGCUUCACCUGUUUACCUGCAGGGAGGUCAGAUCACAGACUGCUAAACAGGUAGACGGGUCCUGAUUGGAGGUCCAGAUGGGGAACAGCGCCCUGAAGUCUCACCUGGAAACCUCCCAGAAGACCGGAGUGUUCCAGCUGACGGGGAAAGGCCUGCUGGAGUUCCCGGAGGAGCUGCAGCGUCUCACCUCUAACCUGCGGACGGUGGAUUUGUCAGGGAACAAGAUCGAAGUUCUUCCUGCUGCCAUCGGAAACUUCCUGCAGCUCAAGAGUCUGACGCUCAACGCCAACAGACUCACCAGCAUCCCCCCUGAGAUCGGAAACCUGAAGAAGCUGGAGACUCUGAGUCUGAAUGGGAACCGGAUCCAGCAGCUGCCGCCCUCAUUGGUCCAGCUCCGAGCCCUGCGGACCCUCCGCCUGUCCGGGAACCAAAUCUCAGAGUUCCCGUCUGGACUGGGAGCCCUGAGGCACCUGGACCUGCUGGACCUGUCCCGGAACCAGAUCCAGAGCGUCCCCGCAGACGUGUCCGAGCUGCAGGCCAUCGAGAUCAACCUGAACCAGAACCAGAUCUCAGUCCUGGCAGCGGAGGUCUCCCGGUGCCCCCGUCUGAAGGUCCUGCGACUGGAGGAGAACUGCCUGGAGCUGUCGGCGGUCCCUGAGUCCGUCCUGCUGGACUCUCAGGUGUGUCUGUUCUCUGUGGAGGGAAACCUGUUCGAGGUGAAGCGGCUCCGAGACCUGCAGGGCUACGACAAGUACAUGGAGCGUUUCACCGCCACCAAGAAGAAGUUCACCUGAAGACGCUCGACGACGAGUCUGAAGCUCAGAACGCCGCCGGGUCAGCCGAGGCUCCGCCCACCACAGCCGCUUCUUCUUCUGCUGCUAAAAAACCAGACUUCACACCGCCGGGACAGUCCUCCA